AUGGACGCAGCUAAAAAAGUAAACAAAUUCAUAAUGAAAAAUCCAGAAAAUGCUGACUUUAAUUAGUAUUGGUAUUCUCCAAAGACUAUCGAAAUCUUAGUCAAUCAGGUCUUGAAGCAUGGUAAAAACUGUGCUUUCUUAUCAACUCCUAGUAUAUUUUAUUCAAUUAAUGAUGCUCAGUUUUUGAAACAAUGCUAUGUUUUCGAGUUUGAUAAAAAAUUCGAGAAAAAUAAUCCUAAUUUUGUUUUCUUUGAUUUUCAUAAACCUGAAGACAUUCCUGCAUAAUUUCACAAUUUUUUUGACUUCAUUGUAAUUGAUCCUCCUUUUAUAACUCGCGAUGUUUGGGAAAAGUAUGCCAAUGCAGCAAAAAUAAUUGGUAAAAAAGAUGAAAAUAAUAAAUUUGUAGCCAAUGUAUUGGCAUCUUCAAUCGAUGAAAACGAUAAAAUGUUAGAUGAAUUGCUUGGCCUUAAAAAGAGAGUAGCACGUCCUUUAAUUCCUAAUUUGGUUUACUAAUAUUCUUUAUAUUCAACAUAUGAAGAUGAAAGCUUAAAUUAAGUUAAUGAAGAAAUAGGAUUUUGA
Tetrahymena thermophila SB210 is the source of this 579-nucleotide messenger RNA. Its product is annotated as N-6 adenine-specific DNA methyltransferase. Lineage: Eukaryota; Ciliophora; Oligohymenophorea; Hymenostomatida; Tetrahymenidae. The record is from RefSeq and is a predicted model, not a curated record. Gene Ontology annotation, biological process: methylation. Gene Ontology annotation, molecular function: protein-lysine N-methyltransferase activity; nucleic acid binding. The transcript has 3 exons.